This is a messenger RNA of Effrenium voratum, 552 nucleotides long. Lineage: Eukaryota; Dinophyceae; Suessiales; Symbiodiniaceae. The record is from the annotation of a GenBank genome assembly.
AGCAAAAAGAAUCGGCAUCCAGCGAAGCCAUGGGAUCUCUGUUAACGCGCUUGCUGUGGCUUUGCAGCGCGGCCGGCGCGGUGCAGCUGACAGAGAGGAGCUGGCAACAGGUGGCAGGGAAGACUGUCUUCGUGAACUUCCACGCGCAGUGGUGCUCCCACUGCCAAGCACUGAAACCCACCUGGAACAAGCUGGCCAACGCCCAGUUCCGCUUCCAGGAUGCGAGGAAGGAGAAGGCCAUCCUCAUUGCUGACGUAGACUGCUCAGGUGAUGCCGCCAAGUUCUGCGUUGACAUGGGCGUGGACAAGUUUCCAACCCUGAAGCACGGGCAUCCCCUGGAUCUUGAUGAGUACAAGGGCAAGAAGGAGCUCAGGGAUCUGGAGCGGUUCCUGCAAGAGCUACAGCCAGCGUCUCGCCAAGACAUAGUCUGUACCGUAGAGGAGCAGUCCUUCUGUUCAGCGGCUGAGAAGAAGCUGAUCAAGAAGUUCCAGAAGACUAGCGUCCCUGCACUGGAGGAGGUGAUCGAAGAGCUAGCGGCUGAAAAGCGCAAGG